UCGUCGUACGAGCUAUUGAGUCUUGACGUGUUUUUGCUCGUCUCAACCCGCUCUCGUUAUCCCAGAGCAGACAAGGGGCUUGUGUCAGUGGUAAACUGUUGAGACGCCGCGUUGGAAAUCAACCUGUUAUUUCCAUUCGUUUAUUUCUGAAUGGAGCAAUAGCUUCUCCGGGGCAGAUUCGUGGUCGCAGGAACCUCUUGUGUGCCAUCUGUCCACCGAUCCAAAGGCGUACCGCCAAGUCCUUUGCAGGCUUAUUUUUCUCACUUGGAAGCAUGGGAAAGUCCAAAUCACGAGCCACCUCGCCGACCUAUUUGACCCCCUCACACAGGGAAAUCACACCACCGUCGUCAGUCCACGGGGACUGGGACGCAGAUACCGCCAUGUCUCUAUCACGACCACAUAGUUUGGCAAUUCUCCGUACAUCAUCUCCUGGACUCAGGGUACCGUCUUUGGGCGAUAUUCUCUCGAAUACUGCACCUCCACCAUGGACCCUGAGCGCUUUCACAGCUUAUCUGUCGCAAAACCAUUGUCUAGAGACUCUCGAGUUCUUGACCGAGGCGGAGCGUUACCGUAAAGCAUACGAAGCACAGUCUGCGGCGGGAUCCGAACAACAGCAAUGUGAGGAAGGGAGCCUCUGUUCUUUGUGGCACAGGAUCAUGCAAGCAUAUAUCAUGCCCUAUAGCCCGCGAGAGGUCAACCUACCUGCCCCGGUGCGGGACCGCUUACUGGCGCUCGAGUGCUCGAGUUCGACUUGCCCGGAUUCACGUGUACCACAGCCGUCAGAGCUGGAGGAGGCCGUGGGUAUUAUUCAUGAGCUGAUGACUGACUCACUCUUGUUUCCAUUCUUGCAAUCUGUUGCGUCUCACGGCAUGGAUUCAAACCACGACGAAUCUACGGCUGGUGAGCGAAAGAGCAGGUCGAGGUUGCGAAUUCCCAAGGAUCUCAUGGCGUCAUCUGAGGAGAGCUCGCAAUCACCAAAGACGAGUUUUCUUCCGCUGUUCCUUGGUCGUAGCAGUGUUGUAGCUCAAAGGUCCAAUUCAGGGUCUGGUUCAGAUCACACGGAAGUUGAAUUGGUCACAGACGACAGCAGCAGUCCAAACACAACUCCUGGAGCCGAGCCCAUGACCCCUCCGACGACACCGCCCACUUCAGAAUUUACCUUUCAUCCAUCCCCAAAUACCUUGCAAAAGGCGAUAUCGGGAAACAGUUGGAAAAGAAUGGGUGCGAGAUUGGGAUUGGGCCGAAAAAACCACUCUAUUCGCCGUUCUCAGCCCACUAAUGUACCAACAUCGAGCGCCGUCCCUGAGCCACUAUCUUCUACCCGCUCGGGGCCAGCAGCCUUAUAGGAAUUACAGGUCACACCACUACAAGAAAUCACUAGCACAGACGCUUCCCACGUAAACGACGAGCCUCGGGAGUCCCCGAGGUUCUCCUGGGAUGAUCCACAUCCAGGCCAGAAGAUCCCGAUUCAGAUUGGGAUUGCUUCUGGAAUCUGUGGAUACCAGACAGUUAGUGGCAUUUCAACGGGUGGUGUG
Messenger RNA from Truncatella angustata, 1535 nucleotides. RefSeq names its product RGS domain-containing protein. The transcript has a single exon. The record is from RefSeq and is a predicted model, not a curated record. The coding region runs from base 273 to 1346 and encodes 357 amino acids. Lineage: Eukaryota; Fungi; Ascomycota; Sordariomycetes; Amphisphaeriales; Sporocadaceae.